Salvia splendens (bonfire salvia) is the source of this 1617-nucleotide messenger RNA. RefSeq names its product glycylpeptide N-tetradecanoyltransferase 1-like. Gene Ontology annotation, cellular component: cytoplasm. The record is from RefSeq and is a predicted model, not a curated record. Bases 149 to 1414 code for a protein of 421 amino acids. NCBI's taxonomy places the organism in Eukaryota, Viridiplantae, Streptophyta, Magnoliopsida, Lamiales, Lamiaceae. Gene Ontology annotation, biological process: N-terminal peptidyl-glycine N-myristoylation. The transcript has 2 exons. Gene Ontology annotation, molecular function: glycylpeptide N-tetradecanoyltransferase activity.
UUCAAAUCAAAUCUUAGUGUUGACUUCAUCUUUAAUUUAUGACUUUGGACUUCCUUUAUCUUAGGACUUCAUAGCAAAAAAGUUUGAAUCCAAUGAAUUCGAUCGCCAUUGCUGCUCUGCUUGCGAAUCGGAGCUAAGCUUUCUGAGAAUGGCUGACAACGAGAGCAAUGCAUCUUUGGAGAAGGAAAUAGAAAUGUCAAUUGAUGCAUUGGCUAGUACGGUUCAAGAGUCUUUCUCACUUUCAAAGAAGCAUAAGUUCUGGGAGACCCAACCGGUUAGCCAGUGCAACGAUCUUGGAGAUACGAGCCUGCUUGAAGGCCCGAUUCAACAGCCUACACCACUAUCUGAAGUCAAGCAAGAGCCGUAUAUUCUUCCAGCUGCCUAUGAAUUGGUUACAUGCGAUCUGGAUUCUGAGGAGGUGUAUAGUGAGCUUUAUACUUUAUUGACCAAUCACUAUAUUGAGGAUGAUGAUAGCAGGUUUAGAUUGAAUUACUCAAAAGAGUUCCUCAGAUGGGCACUUUGUCCUCCUGGUUAUUUCCGGAGCUGGCACAUCGGGCUAAGGGUUAAGACUUCAAAAAAACUGGUUGCAUUCAUUAGUGGGAUCCCUGCUAAAAUUCGUAUACGUGAUGCUGUAAUGCUGCUUGCAGAGGUCAAUUUUCUGUGUGUUCACAAGAAGCUCCGAUCAAGAAGGCUUACUCCAGUCAUGAUUAAGGAGCUUAGUCGCAGGGUGCGUUUGGAGAAUAUAUGGCAGGCGGCUUAUACUGCUGCCAAUGUUCUUCCAACACCAAUAGCCACUACUAUGUUCUGGCACAGGACAUUGAAUCCAGAGAAGCUAAUCGAUGUUGGGUUUGAUAGACUUGAAGCUUGGAUCACCAUGGCCCAGUAUAUCUACUUUUACAAGCUACCAGAGGAUACCACGACUCCUGGCUUCAGAAAGAUGGAACCCCACGAUGUUCCUGCUGUCACUCGUUUGCUUAGGAAUUACUUGAAACAGUUUGUUGUGGCACCAGAUUUUGAUGAGAAUGAAGUUGAGCACUGGAUGCUUCCCAAGGAAGGUGUCAUGGAUGCUUAUGUGGUCGAAAGCCUGGAAAGUCACGAAAUCACUGAUUUCUGCAGUUUUUACACUAUUUCUUGUUCUAUAUUUGGUAGUCAGAACCAUUCAGUUCUCAAGGCGGCGUAUUCCUAUUACAACGUAUCCACCAAAACUCCCUUACUCCAAUUGAUGAGAGAUGCUCUCGUUGUUGCCAAGAAGAAGGAUUUCGACGUUUUCAAUGUGUUGGAUAUUAUGCACAACAGGACAUUCUUUAAACAGCUCAAGUUCGGCCCGGGAGAUACGAAACUUCAUUACUAUAUCUACAACUAUCGGCUAAAGCACGUGCUAAGACCAUCUGAGCUUGGCCUAGUACCCUUCUAGAUUCAUCGGUCAUGCUGCCCCGGGCAAGCAUUUUGUAUGUGUAAGUUUUGUCUCUGUUCUUGGAAGACAAGUUGUGCUGCUACCUUUGGUAUCUCUACUUGGUUUCAAACCAAAAAAUUUAGAUGAAUUUUGUGAUUAAACAUUUGUAUGUUGCUUGUUAUCAAACUGAUAUACUGUAGUUGGUGAAUCAUUUAUCAGUUAAA